Anguilla anguilla (European eel) is the source of this 1237-nucleotide messenger RNA. RefSeq names its product tumor necrosis factor, alpha-induced protein 1 (endothelial) (gene tnfaip1). Gene Ontology annotation, molecular function: protein binding; ubiquitin-protein transferase activity. Gene Ontology annotation, biological process: negative regulation of Rho protein signal transduction; protein ubiquitination; proteasome-mediated ubiquitin-dependent protein catabolic process. The transcript is spliced from 6 exons. The record is from RefSeq and is a predicted model, not a curated record. Gene Ontology annotation, cellular component: Cul3-RING ubiquitin ligase complex. The annotation marks the transcript as partial. NCBI's taxonomy places the organism in Eukaryota, Metazoa, Chordata, Actinopteri, Anguilliformes, Anguillidae.
GUGGGCCCCCGCGGUGCAGAGGGGGCGGGGCCGGGGCUGGGGGCGGGGCUCGGCGGCAAGUACGUGCGGCUGAACGUGGGCGGGACCCUGUACUACACCACGGUGCAGGUGCUGAGGGGACAGGACACCAUGCUCCGCGCCAUGUUCAGCGGCAGGAUGGAGGUCUUCACCGACAAGGAGGGCUGGGUGCUGAUCGACCGCUGUGGGAAGCACUUCGGCUCCAUCCUGUCCUACCUGCGGGACUCCACAGUCACACUGCCCAAAACCCGGCAGGGCAUCCGGGAGCUGCUGGCCGAGGCCAAGUACUACCUGAUCCAGGGCCUGGUGGCCACCUGUCAGAGCGCCCUACAGGACAGCAAGGAGCAGGCACUGUGCAUGAUUCCAGUUAUCACCUCAGCAAAGGAAGAGGAAAGACUCAUCCAGACCUGUACCAAGCCAGUGGUUAAGCUGCUGUACAAUAGAAGCAACAACAAAUACUCCUACACCAGCAACUCGGACGACCACCUGCUGAAGAACAUGGAGCUGUUCGACAAGCUGUCCCUGAGCUACAGCGGCCGCGUGCUCUUCAUCCGCGACGUGAUCGGGGACGAGAUCUGCUGCUGGUCCUUCUACGGGCAGGGCCGCAAGCUGGCCGAGGUCUGCUGCACCUCCAUCGUCUACGCCACCGAGAAGAAGCAGACCAAGGUGGAAUUUCCGGAGGCGCGUAUCUACGAGGAGACGCUGAACGCGCUGCUCUACGAGACCCUGCCCGUGCCGGAUAACUCCCUCCUGGAGGCCACGCGGCGGCGCCACUGCGGCUCCCACAGCGAGGAGGAGGAGGGCGGGGACCGGGACCGGGACCGGGACCGAGACAGGGACCGGGACCGGGACCGGGACCGAGACCGCGUGCGCCGUAUACACGUCAAGAGGUACAGCACCUACGACGACCGGCCUCUGGGACACUGACUGGGAGCUCCGCCCCCCCACCCCCCACCACCCACCACCCACCACCCUGUGCGCUCCCACAACCAGCGCUACCGACUCAUGGUUUUUCUUUUUUCUUUCUCUUUUUUCCUUCUCUAUUAAAUUUCACCGAAACUAAAGGCGUCAAGGCGAUCGCACCGACAAACGAGCCAACGUGCGUUUUUUGGGUUCGUCGGACAAGCGUGCUCCGUUCAUUCCAGGGUACACAAAUACAGGAAGCGAACGGAAAUGUGCUAUUUGCCCUCUGGAUAACCCCUCCCCCCCCCCCCCCACC